AUGGUUGAACUAUAUCCUUCUUUGGCGCAAUGCGCUAUUGUCGCAGCUGCCUUCAAGGUAUUGCUCUUCCCUGCCUACAAAUCCACCGACUUUGAAGUCCAUCGCAACUGGCUCGCCAUUACCCAUUCCCUUCCGAUUCAAGAGUGGUACUACGAGAAAUCCUCGGAAUGGACCCUCGAUUACCCACCGUUCUUUGCGGCUUUUGAAUGGAUUAUGUCGCAGGCUGCAGCAUAUGUGGACCCGGCCAUGCUGGUUGUGAAGAACCUGGGCUACGAUUCCUGGCAGACUGUCUACUUCCAGAGGACUACGGUCAUAUUGACGGAACUGGUUCUCGUCUUUGCACUUAGUCGCUUCGUCAAAUCCGUUCCUCUGCCGAACAAAAACGCUGCGCAUGUGGCUAGCCUCUCCAUCCUGCUGUCACCGGGUCUCUUCAUAAUUGAUCAUAUUCACUUCCAAUACAAUGGCUUCAUGUAUGGACUCUUGAUCCUGUCCAUCGUUCUCGCCCGGAAGCAGUCCACUCUUCUCUACAGUGGUAUUCUCUUCGCGGUCCUGCUGUGUAUGAAGCACAUCUACCUCUACCUGGCUCUUGCAUACUUUGUCUAUCUGCUGCGCACCUACUGCCUGGAUGCCAAAUCCGUUUUCCGACCUCGGUUCGGAAACAUCAUCAAACUGGGAUUCUGUGUGGUGGGUGUCUUCGCCAUUGCCUUUGGUCCAUUUGCGCAAUGGGGCCAGCUGCUGCAACUCAAGGACCGGCUGUUCCCCUUCUCCCGGGGACUGUGCCACGCGUACUGGGCUCCGAAUAUCUGGGCCAUGUACUCGUUCACUGACCGAGCUUUGAUCCCUCUUGCGCCUCGGUUAGGCCUUCCCGUGAAUCACGAAGCAUUGACUAGCGUGACUCGCGGACUGGUUGGCGAUACCUCUUUCGCCAUUCUCCCCGAGGUCACCAAAGAGCACACCUUCAUACUGACAUUCCUGUUCCAACUGGUGCCUCUCAUCAAGGUCUGGCGCAACCCGGGGUGCUGGGACACUUUCGUUGGCGCGAUCACGCUCUGUGGCUACUCAUCCUUCCUCUUCGGUUGGCACGUCCACGAAAAGGCUAUCCUGCUGAUCAUCAUCCCAUUCAGUCUCAUUGCCCUCAAAGACCGGCGGUACUUCAGUGCAUUCCGCCCUCUCGCAGUUGCCGGACAUGUUUCACUUUUCCCGUUACUCUUCACGGCGGCCGAGUUCCCCCUCAAGACUGUUUACACGGUUCUGUGGCUGGUUCUGUUCCUGUUCGUCUUUGAUCAGGUCGCGCCCGUCUCGGAGCGACCCCGCAUCUUUGUGUUCGACCGACUGUCCCUGCUCUACUUGACUGUGUCUAUCCCUCUGAUCGUCUAUUGCUCACUGGGUCACCAACUGAUCUUUGGCUGGGAUCGGCUGGAAUUCCUGCCGUUGAUGUUUAUGAGCAGUUACUCCGCUCUUGGAGUCGUCGGCAGCUGGGUCGGAUUCAUGGUGGUUUACUUCACAGCAUAG
Molecule: messenger RNA, 1512 nt
Organism: Penicillium olsonii
Lineage: Eukaryota; Fungi; Ascomycota; Eurotiomycetes; Eurotiales; Aspergillaceae
Source: the annotation of a GenBank genome assembly